CAAGAAAAUACGAUUAAUUUUAAUUAAGGUGGUAAAGGUCAGGUCAAGGUCACAUUAAUUUUUUUCAAAUAGAAUACCCUACAUUUGAUCCUGGAACCAAAAAUAGGGCAUUCUAUUAAAAAAAAAUUAAUGUAACCUUGACCUGAUCUUUACCACGCCACUCAAGGUCAAACUAAUAGAACCUUCUUAUGUCUCCUUCUGAGCUAUAUAACUUUUGCUUGAAACAUUUUUCUGUAUUUUGCAUAGUUUCCGAAAUAUCCGUCUGGGAAAUUGAAAAAAAAACAUCCUGUAUAAAAGAGUAAUUGCAAGCAAGUUAUCUUCACUCCUACUUUUUUUGUCUUUUGCUGCGUAAAUACCAGAGUUAUCCUAUACAAUUUUUUUACUAUAAUUUCAAUAAUUUAUGUAUUUUAUUCCAAUAAGCCAAAUUCUUAAUAAAUUUCUUUACUAUUUAAAAUUCUUUAUAACUUAUUUAAUAUUUAAUAAAAUUUAUUUUUUACUUGCAGUGUAACAUAACUUGACUGAUUAAUUAGGAAAAGAUCAAAUUUCCAAAAUCUGUUAAUCCCUAUGUGACAAGAUUCUGAUCUAAGAUGGAUACAUAUUAUUAUAUUUAUACCGCGAUCAUAGCGAGUUAUAUGUUAUUGAGGAAACGAAAAAAAAAACGAUUGUUUUGGGUACGACCCAUAAAUGUACGUCGACCACUAUUUGGAGAUUUCCAACAUCUUUUCCAAGAAUUGAAAGAUGAUGAAACAAUGUUUUUCAAGUAUACAAGAAUGAAUCUUUUAAUUUUUAAUAAAUUAUUAAAUAUAUUGCGACCUCACUUACAAAAAAGACAUUGGAGGGCAUUACCUGCAGAACAACGCCUUAUCAUUAUGCUCCGAUUUCUUGCGACAGGAGAUCAGGUAUCUUCAAUUGCAUUUGCACAUCGAAUAGGUGAAUCAACUGCUUAUAAAGUUAUCAAAGAAACAUGUGUAGUAACAGUAAGAAUUUUAAGUUCUAUAUAUUUAAAGCCACCUAAAAAAGAAGACUGGAAAAAUAUAGCUAUUGGAUUUUGGAAUCAUUGGAAUUUUCCAAAUUGUUUAGGUGCAAUUGAUGGUAAACAUUUUCUCAUAAAAGCACCUUCAAAUUCUGGUACUUUAUAUUUCAAUUAUAAGAAAAAUUUUAGCAUUGUGUUAUUAGCAGCAUGUGAUUAUCAAUAUAAAUUUACUAUAGUAGAUUGUGGUGCUUAUGGAAGCUCAAGUGAUGGCGGUAUAUUUGCACAAUCAGAAUUUGGAAAAUGCUUAAACAGUGAUAAUCUUGAUAUACCUGUCGAGAAUUGUAAGUUACCUCUGACAGAUGUAGAAAUGCCUUAUUAUUUUGUUGCUGAUGAGGCAUUUCCUUUGUCAAAAAGAAUAAUGCGACCUUAUCCUGGACAGUUUCUAACUGAUAAAAAGUCCAUUUUUAAUUAUCGCUUAUCAAGAGCUAGACGUAUUAUUGAAAAUACAUUCGGAAUUCUAGUCUCAAGAUGGAGACUUUUUCAACGUUGUAUAUGUUUAGAUCCAAGACAUGCAGAUGUAAUAAUCAUGGCUGCAAUAAAUUUACAUAAUUAUUUAAUGACGGAAAACAAUACAAGUACAAGUAGUUACUGUCCAGUGAAUUAUGUUGAUAGCGAAGAUAGUACAGGACAUGUUAUAGAAGGAGAAUGGAGAUUAGGUCUUGAGAAUGUUAAUAAUUUGCGAGCUACUAAUGUACAUAGAGCGGUUAGAGAAGCUUAUAAUCAAAGAGAUACCUUAGCUGAAUAUUUGUCAUCAUCACAAGGUGAAGUUCCAUGGCAAAUAGAAUAUAUUCACAGGGGAUAUAAUAGAGAUUUAAUAUAAAAUGUAAACUUACGAACUUAUUAUCGAUCAAUAAUUAUUAAAAACCAUGAAAGAUAUUUAUUAUGAUUGCACAAAAUAUUAAUAUAAAUGAAUAUUUUCUAUAUCUGUUACAUUUUCUAUACUUGUUACAUUUUGUGCAAUCUGCAGGAAUUAUUACUUUUUAAAAUAUUUUUAAAAUCCUUAUUUUUUUUAUCAUAAAGAUGGGGGCAACUUUUUACCAAAUUGAUUAAUAAACAGUCUUCCUCUUUUGAAAAAUUUAGUAUAAACAUGUUUUUAGCUUCAAUAAUUAUAUCUUUGUAAUAAUCGUUAUGGUCUUUCAUUUUUUUCUUCCAAAUUUUAAUAUAAAAUGGCAAAUUGUUCGCCAGAUUUGCUAUUAAAAGCUGUAUAAGAGGAAAAAUAAGAAUGUAUGUGUAUAUACGUGCGCGCGUGCUUAUGUAUGUUUUUCACUGAAGAUAUAUUAAUGAACUGAGAUCUCCUUGUACGAGUGCAAGCUCACAUAUAUUUAACUAUUGCGAUAUUGUAUGGUAAAUGGUUCAUCGGCUUGCAUUCUGUUCAUAUAUCUUGUCUGUUAUCAUAUGUUGUCCGUAUAUUUGGAGCAUUAUAUUCUAUCUGCAAAUAAGUAAAAGUCGCGUUACAUGUUGCGUUUACUUUUUUUUUUAUAAAAAUGCUCGUUAUUUUGUAAAAAAGAAUUAAAUGUAGAGAUUGAAAGAAAAUUAUGAAAAAAUUACAGAUUGUUCUAUAUUGUGUUUCAAAGUAAUACAAAAAGUUUAGCAUUGCUUUUUUACUUAGAUCAAAUAUUAUUUUAAUGUUUCAUUUUAGUGUUUUUACUUAUGCUCUGAU
Molecule: messenger RNA, 2693 nt
Organism: Solenopsis invicta (red fire ant)
Lineage: Eukaryota; Metazoa; Arthropoda; Insecta; Hymenoptera; Formicidae
Product: protein ANTAGONIST OF LIKE HETEROCHROMATIN PROTEIN 1
Exons: 2
Coding region: 588-1853 (421 amino acids)
Source: RefSeq, a predicted model, not a curated record